This is a messenger RNA of Apodemus sylvaticus (European woodmouse), 1368 nucleotides long. It is a transcript of the gene Gprin2, whose product is annotated as G protein regulated inducer of neurite outgrowth 2. The record is from RefSeq and is a predicted model, not a curated record. Gene Ontology annotation, biological process: neuron projection development. The transcript has a single exon. NCBI's taxonomy places the organism in Eukaryota, Metazoa, Chordata, Mammalia, Rodentia, Muridae. Gene Ontology annotation, cellular component: plasma membrane. Bases 1 to 1368 code for a protein of 455 amino acids.
AUGAGUUCUAACCACCCUGAACCAGAUGCCCGGGAACCCCAGAGUCCCUGUCCACAGGCCCUGUCCCAGAGUUCUUCCAGCUUGCUGUGUGAAGGCCGGGAGCAGAGGCCAGAGCUUCGCAAGAGUGCCAGCAGCACCGUGUGGCGGGCCCAGCAGGGUGAGGCCAGUUCUAGUCCCCGGAGCCUGCAGGAGGAGGGGUGCCAGACGGAGAUCACGGAGCAUGCGCAGACCGCAAGCACUCCGUCACAGGCUGGUGCUGGAGGCCACUGGAGGAGCAGCACUGUCGGUAAUGUGUCUACCAUGGGCAUCGGUGACCUGUGUCGCCUACGGGCCCCCAGCGUGGCAGCCGUGCAGAGGAGCCACUCAGACUUGGUCCAUAGUACCCAGACCCGGGGUCAUGGCAGCGUUCAGAAACCCAGUCUGAGCUGUUCUGCCCUUGGCAGCUCACCUACCCACAGGGCUCAGCUGCAGCCUGGCAGUGUUGCUGGCCAAGGUGGCCAGACCCCUGCCCUCCUGCAAAGUGACUCAGCUCCAGAGGACGGGACUUCUAAAUCAGCCUGCACAUUGGGGGAGAGUCAGGAGUGGGCGCCAACGGUAGAACCAGAAGGUACAACUGGUCUCCUCAGCGGUCCCCAGACUGGGCCCAGAACUGCUGGACAGCCAUUUCCCACUUCCUGCCACGCCUUGCCUCCGGCUGCUCUGCUCUGCACUCUGGGGGAGGCUGUAGCUGGUAGUUGCUGCCAUGCCCUGCCUGCCAAAGGCAUCCUGGCCUUUCCCAAAUUGGUGGCAUCGGUGAGUGAAUCUGGGUUGCAGGCACAGUGUGGGAUGAAGUUCCACUGUCAGUUGUCGGGGGGGAUUUCUGGGCACCCUCACUGUUGUGUCCACCCUUGGGGGCCCACAGGGCUAGCCACAGAGACUGGCUCCAGGACCAAAGAUGUGUGGACCAUGACCUCAGCCACUGAUUUGGCUCUGGGUGUGGCAUCAGCCCAGGAUGCUGGGGUUCAGGCAGCCCCAGUGGCAGCCUGCAAGGCUGUGGCUACCAGCCCAUCCCUGGAAGCACCUGAGACUCUGAACAUGUUUCCAGAGGUAAUCCUGGGGCCCAGCCCACGGGAGGCGGCAUCGCCCGUGAGGGAUGUACGAUGGGAUGCCGAGGGCAUGACAUGGGAGGUGUACGGAGCCUCCGUGGACCCUGAGGUGCUCGGCAUUGCCAUCCAGAAGCACCUGGAGAUGCAGUUUGAGCAGCUGCAGCAAGCACCAGCUAGUGAGGACAGCCUGUCUGCAGAGGGCCGGCGGGGCCCCCUGCGGGCUGUCAUGCAGUCGCUGCGGCGCCCCAGCUGCUGUGGCUGUUCUGGAGCUGCUCCAGAAUGA